AUGCUUCCCGCCCUGGACACUAUAUGGCAUUCACCCACACUCUUUACUUCCAUCAAGUCUUCUGCUCCUUUCAACGGCAAGGUCCUUGCCCAGUGCCCAAAGUCUUCCACGAUCGCGGCAAACCCCACAACUCCACGCGAAUCUCCUCAUGGUUCUAAUGGCUUUGCUCUGGUCUCUCCAGCUUGCAUAGAUCCUCUCUACAGCAAGCCGGUGAUUGACAGCGAGGCCGACGAGAUCUCUCCAGGUCCCCAUCACCACGUUGCGGGGCACUUUUCUAACACGUCCACUCGCUUCAACUUCUACUUUCCGCCAAAAGAUGCCUGGGGCGGUCGUUUCUUCCAACUCGCCUACCCUACACAGUCCGCGAAUGCCACUGAGGAAACCAUUGGGUUCGGGCUAGACAGCAAGGCCUACACGGUCCAAGUCACGGGGUCAAACGGGUUCCGUGCCGAAGCAGCAGCAGCAAGCACUCAGCAUAUCUAUGGCUACGUUUACGGCGGCAGCGGUGGCUCUAAUCAAGUUAUUGGGGGUAUUGAGAAUACAGUCGGCGUCUGGGACGGCGCUGUGGCGAUGGUCCAAGCCGUGCCGAUUUCCGCCCCCAACAGCCCAUCGAUCAGGGCAAUGGCGGGUUUAGUUCUACGGAACAGGAAGACCGAGAUUCAGGAUUCCCUUAAGCCCGGGGGUAGUGGAAAUCCUCUCUCAAUACCAUCAAUGACGGAGCUCGAGCGAAGCAUGCUGAUUGAAGCCACAAAGCUUGGUGUCCCCAUCCGUGCCUGGGAACAGUAUGAUGAGGUCGCUGACAGUUCACAUCUGAACAUCCUGCGGAAUACCAUUAUCCAGCCUUCGGACCCUACAUACGUCGAAGAUUUCUGGUCCAAGCCGGGCUACCUCGGAACGGUGGAUAGUGCGCUCGGAACCACCAUGAGAGAGGCCGUAGUUGACUUCAAUGCGACGGUAGAGGAUGUUCAGCUUGACAACGAUGGAAAGCUGGUCAGCAUCAGACUCGACACAGUCCCGGAAGCUGUUGCUGACGUUUACGGGUACGACCUGGGUUUUCUUGGAGCCGACGAUUUCAAAUUAAGAACCAUCAGCGGCACGUUGUCUACGGCCAACUACACCAUGUUGUUCACCGACUACACUGCCGACGCCAACGAUGCCACUCUUACAAAGUUUAUUGCAAAGGGAGUUAAAGUUCACAUCGACAACAAGUCCUCUGUUGCAAUGCACUCCUAUUACAGACACCAAAUCCCGGAACGAGCAGGAUUCUACGGAUUCGACCAGUUCCGGACCGUCAAUGGCACGAACUACCCCCAACGGACCCCUGACACGUCCAAGUCCCUCGCCAGAUCCGUCUCUGGCGGCAAUCACACUGGUACCAUCGGAUGCAAACUCAUCGUCGUUCAGAACCUGCUGGACAGCGACGCGUUUCCGUGGCAUGCCGACUGGUAUCGUUCGCAAGUUAAGCGGCAACUGGGAGAUCGCUUCGAGGAUAAUUAUCGCCUUUGGUACAACGAUAAUGCGGAGCACUUUUACGAGAAAAGGCCUCCACACCGUCUUGCACUCAUUGUGCCGUACAACGGCAUCUACCAACAAGCUCUCUGA
Messenger RNA from Colletotrichum abscissum, 1602 nucleotides. RefSeq lists its product as uncharacterized. The coding region runs from base 1 to 1602 and encodes 533 amino acids. The record is from RefSeq and is a predicted model, not a curated record. NCBI's taxonomy places the organism in Eukaryota, Fungi, Ascomycota, Sordariomycetes, Glomerellales, Glomerellaceae. The transcript is spliced from 3 exons.